Molecule: messenger RNA, 2053 nt
Organism: Varanus komodoensis (Komodo dragon)
Lineage: Eukaryota; Metazoa; Chordata; Lepidosauria; Squamata; Varanidae
Gene: SH3YL1
Product: SH3 and SYLF domain containing 1
Exons: 10
Coding region: 128-1132 (334 amino acids)
Cellular component (GO): ruffle membrane
Molecular function (GO): phosphatidylinositol binding; protein binding
Source: RefSeq, a predicted model, not a curated record
GGGGCCUGUGCAGCGCGAUGAGGCAGUUGUUGUUUCUCUCGAGUAGCUGGACGCGGAGUUUUCGCGGGUGGAGAGGCUUUUCCAGGGUUGGCUUUAGUGGGUGUGAGUGAAUGCGCCCCCUGGAAGAAUGAAUAACCCUAUACCUUCCAAUCUGAAGUCAGAAGCAAAAAAAGCAGCUAAGAUUUUAAGAGAAUUUACAGAAAUAACUUCCAGAAAUGGUCCUGACAAGCUCAUACCUGCCCAUGUGAUCGCCAAAGCAAAAGGCCUUGCAAUUUUGUCUGUUAUCAAGGCUGGAUUUUUGGUAACAGCUCGAGGAGGCAGUGGGAUUGUAGUAGCUCGCCUGCCUAAUGGAAUGUGGUCAGCUCCAUCGGCAAUAGGGAUAGCUGGUCUUGGUGGUGGAUUUGAAAUCGGAAUUGAGGUAUCAGACCUUGUCAUAAUACUGAACCAUGAAAAAGCAGUUGUUGCUUUUGCAAAAGGUGGCAAUCUUACUCUGGGAGGCAAUUUUACAGUGGCGAUUGGACCUUUAGGAAGAAAUCUGGAAGGUGACGUAGCCUUGAGAAGCUCUGCUGCUGUCUAUACCUACUGCAAAUCUCGAGGGUUGUUUGCAGGGGUUUCUUUGGAAGGAAGUUGUUUGAUUGAAAGAAAGGAAACAAACAGCAAAUUCUACGGCCAGGAUAUUCGUGCCAGUGCCAUCCUGUUUGGUGACAUGGUGCCUCCUGCCCAGGCGCAAGAACUUUAUGACAUCCUUGGAUCUUUUACUCUGCAGUACGAAUCUCAGGAGGGAAGAAACUGUGCAUGGCCUGGAGUCACAGGAGAACCAAAAAAGGUCAAUGAACAUUCCUCGAAGCAACAGUCCCGCAGGACUUCUGAAAAAUCCACGCCAGAAGCUCUAAGAACAGCAAACAGACUUUACCCUGAGCUCCCCAGUUACUCUGCUGCAAUGGGGAACUCCUGUCCUACAAUGGUGACUGCGAUAUAUCCAUUUGAAGGACAACAGCCAGGAGACUUGACAUUCAACGCUGGGGACAAAAUCAGGGUCACAAUGAAAACAGAUUCUCAGUUUGAUUGGUGGGAAGGAAGCCUACAGGGCAGGACUGGCAUUUUUCCAGCUAACUAUGUUACCAUGAACUGAAGCACAACGCAUUGCCUUAUCCUUUUGUCUUAAUGCCUUUUCACACUUAGAGAAGAGAUUGCUUAUUUUGUAUUUGGCUUGAACCAGUUGUGCUUGGCCAAAGGAGAGAAGUCCCGCUAGUCUCAAGAAAGCCGAGACCUGCCACCCUCACAAGUGUGCAAGCGCACAGACAACGGCAUUGUAGGAAACAGGAGCUUCAGUCGUGCCUCCCACAUGCCCCAUCGCGCUUUCCCUCUGUGAGUUGUGGGAAGGUUGGAUGGGCAUGUGGGAACUGCACAUGGACUCCUCGUUUCUUGCAGCAUCUGCACGUGCCAAAUGGUGCUCACAUUAGUACAAGGCAACAUGGUCAGGUUCAUGAGACAGGUUGGACUUCUCGACAGAUGAAGGCUCUGCCCAUAGUCUGCUUCUUGAAUAGACAACCUGGGGCCCAUGAGCACUUUUCUUGGUGCUUGUGAAGGUGCCUUAUCCCUCCGGCAUUUUAAUUAACGUAUUUUCUAACUAGCAGCUGGGAUUGCUGUGGAAACUGUGAGUUCAAAGGAGUUGCUUAGGGUGUUGGGACUUGGAAACCCCCUUCCCCCACUUCUGCCUUGUACUAAGUGUUUGGGGCAGAUGACUUGCUUACCCUUUGCAUUGCCUCUGCUGAUCACGAUUUUGAGAAACUCACAUGACAGCAAUUGCCAAAUAUGCCAUGGUCCUCACAGGGUUUCCUUCCUUUGGAUUAAGUUCUCUAUUGUUACAAUUUUUAAAAAAUUAAGAUAUGAUUUCCAAAAUUAUUUUAUUUUUUUCUAUAACUUAAUAAUUUAAUGAGCAAAUCACAAAAACUAAUCUGAAUGAGCUGCAUGAGUGAUGCUAAAUUUAAUAUAUUCUGUGUUUUGUAUAUAACAGUUUCCAUUAAUAAUGCAUAAUAAAUUCUUAAAUUAC